Messenger RNA from Hemiscyllium ocellatum (epaulette shark), 3198 nucleotides. Its product is annotated as zinc finger protein 239-like. Lineage: Eukaryota; Metazoa; Chordata; Chondrichthyes; Orectolobiformes; Hemiscylliidae. The transcript has 2 exons. Gene Ontology annotation, biological process: regulation of transcription by RNA polymerase II. Gene Ontology annotation, cellular component: PcG protein complex; transcription regulator complex. The record is from RefSeq and is a predicted model, not a curated record. Bases 373 to 1080 code for a protein of 235 amino acids. Gene Ontology annotation, molecular function: RNA polymerase II cis-regulatory region sequence-specific DNA binding; DNA-binding transcription factor activity, RNA polymerase II-specific.
GUUUCAGAGUGGAAGCCUCUGGGCAACAUCUGGGAGCCAAGUGCCUACCUCCCCCUCUCCCCUCAUCCUGGGAGGGAGCAGACUCUGCAAAGGUCGCCUCACCGUCUCCGUCUCCGUCUCUUCAAGGGUAUUGGAGCUGCCGAUCUGAAAAACAAACUUCUGACAGUUCACUGACGCUGAAAGCCAUUACUUUGGAAUCCAGAAGUGGGGGUGGAGAACUAUCUGAACUGUUCUGUCUGCCGGUUUUAAAGAUUGGUGUCGCAGGAAAGUCACCAGCCUGAGCGGGAGUGCUCUCACCAAGAGCUUUAACCGGUGUGCUCUGCACCGUCCACGUGACCCUGACACCAGCCAAGGUUCAGCUUGUCCAGGAUCAUGGAGAAGGACCAGGUCACCAGCAGCAUGGAGAAACGGUGGCGAUGCGGGGACUGUGGCAAGGCCUUCCGGGUCCCCUCGGCCCUGGAGAUGCACCGGCGGGUCCACACCGGGGAGCGGCCCUUCGCCUGCCCCAUCUGCGGGGAGGGGUUCACUCACCUGUGCCACAUGGUGACCCACCAGCGCCUCCACACCGGCGAGAAGCCGUUCACCUGCCCCGAGUGCGGCAAGGCCUUCCGCCAGCCGUCCUACCUGCAGAAGCACCGGCGGGUCCACACCGGGGAGCGGCCCUUCACCUGCUCCGUCUGCGGCAAGGGCUUCAACGCCUCCUCGGCCCUGUGCAACCACCGGGCGGUCCACAGCCGGGAGCGGCCCUUCGCCUGCCCGGCCUGCGGCAAGGGCUUCAGCCGCCUGGCCAACCUGCAGCAGCACCAGUCCACCCACACCGGGGAGCGGCCCUUCGCCUGCGCGGCUUGCGGCAGGGGCUUCACCCGCUCAUCCAGCCUGCUGACCCACCAGCUCGUCCACACCGGCGAGUGGCCCUUCACCUGCUCUCAGUGCGGCAAGGGCUUCACCUCCUCCUCCAAUCUGCGGAGGCACCAGCGGGUCCACACCGGGGAGCGGCCGUUCACCUGCUCCACCUGCGGCAAGGGCUUCACCCAGGCCUCCCAGUUGCAGAGACACCGAUGCCUUCACACUGGGGAGUGACUGUUCACCCGUGCUCCGUGCUUGCAAAGGGAUUUCCCCUCUCUCCCCCUCUCACUUCUCCCCUCUCCCCUCCAUUCUUUCACUUUCACAGAAGGAGAGAGAGUCCAACCCUCAGCUUCUCCCUGAGGAAGGGAAUCGUCGAUUCUUGAGCGACGGCCAUUGGUUCGUACAUAUUCUGACGUAAGGCGUUUGAUUUAGAGUCAGAGGGUCAUUGAGAUGUACAGCACAGAAACAGACCCUUUCUUCCAAUGUGUCCACGCCGACCAGACAUCCUAACCUAACCUCGUGCCAUUUGAGCGUUAGGUGCAGACUGGUUGGGCCGAAUGGCCUGUUUCCACACGGUAGGGAAUCUAGUCUCAUCUAAUCUACUCCUUUCUCCCUCCAGCAGCUUUUCUCUCUCAUUGGGCUCUCUAUCUCUCCACCAAUCACUUACUCUUUACCUCCUCCCACCCCACUCUAUCUUUGACAUUACAAACCUUUGCCUAGUUACCAUCAGUCCUGAGGAAGAGGCUCAAGGGUCACAGAGAUGUGCAGCACGGAAACAGACCCUUCGGUCCAACCCGUCCAUGCAGCCCAGAUAUCCCAACCCAAUCUAGUCCCACCUGCCAGCACCCGGCCCAUAUCCCUCCAAACCCUUCCUAUUCAUAUACCCAUCCAGAUGCCUUUUAAGUGCUGUAAUUGUACCAGCCUCCACCACUUCCUCUGGCAGCUCAUUCCAUACACGUACCACCCUCUGUGUAAAAAAGGUCCCUUUUAUAUCUUGCCCCUCUCACCCUCAACCUAUGCCCUCUAGUUCUCCACCCCAGGGGAGGGGAAAGACUUUGCCUAUUUACCAUAUCAAUACCCCUUCAUGGUUUUAUAAACCUCCGACGCUCCAGGGAAAACAGCCCCCAGCCUGUUCAGCCUCUCCCUGUAGCUCAAACCCUCCAACCCUGGCAACAUCCUUGUAAAUCCUUUCUGAACCCUUUCAAGUUUCACAACAUCUUUCCGAUAGGAAGGAGACCAGAAUUCCAUGCAAUAUUCCAAAAGCGGGCGAACCGAAGACCUGUACUGCGACAUGACCUCCCAACUCCUGUACUCAAUGCGCUGACCUAUACAGGAGGUCACAUCAGGAGCAGCCACGGUCUGGGGAAAUGCAGGUGAACCUCUGCUGGACUUGGAAUGAUUGUUUGGGACCUCGGAGGGAAGUGUUGAGGGAGGAGCCGGUCUUGCACCUCCUGCAGCCCCAGUGCAACAUGCCAGGUGUGGAGGAGAGGUGGGUGGGAUGGUGUGGGCCUAAGGAGGGAAGACGCAGAGGGGACAGCUAAAUUACCCAUAGUGCCCAGGGAUGUGCAGGUUAGGGUGGAUUGGCCAUGCUAAAUUACCCAUAGUGCCCAGGGAUGUGCGGGUUAGGGUGGAUUGGCCAUGCUAAAUUACCCAUAGUGCCCAGGGAUGUGCGGGUUAGGGUGGAUGGCCAUGCUAAAUUACCCAUAGUGCCCAGGGAUGUGCGGGUUAGGGUGGAUUGGCCAUGCUAAAUUACCCAUAGUGCCCAGGGAUGUGCGGGUUAGGGUGGAUGGCCAUGCUAAAUUACCCAUAGUGCCCAGGGAUGUGCGGGUUAGGGUGAAUUGGCCAUGCUAAAUUACCCAUAGUGCCCAGGGAUGUGCGGGUUAGGGUGGAUGGCCAUGCUAAAUUACCCAUAGUGCCCAGGGAUGUGCGGGUUAGGGUGGAUUGGCCAUGCUAAAUUACCCAUAGUGUUCAGAGAUGUAUAGGUUAGGGUGGAUUGGCCAUGCUAAAUUACCCAUAGUGUUCGGGGAUGUAUAGGUUAGGGUGGGUUGGUCAGGGGUAAAGAAGGAUAAUAGGGUAGGGGAAUGGGUCUGGGUGGGUUACACUUCAGAGGGUUAGUGUGGACUUGUUUGGCCGAAGGGCCUGUUUCCACACUCAAAAAAAGAAAGAGGAAAAAAAAGUCUUAAUAGGGUUGGAGUUGCAGUAAAUGUCUCUUGGCUGCUAGUCUCUCGGAGAUUUCAUUUGGUAUGUUUUCUUCUCUCUCUCUCUGUAUGCUGCUGGAGUGGGCAUAUGAGACAAUCCGAAUUUGCCUUUUUGCUGCAGGGUGUGUUUACAGGACGUUACUAUAUUGGAGCA